AUGGUACGAAACCACCGCGUUUUGGAAUUCUACUCGGGUAUCGGAGGAAUGCACUAUGCAUUUAAAGCGUCCGGACACACUGGUGAAAUACUCGCUGCGUUCGAUAUCAAUAAUACAGCCAAUGAAGUAUAUAGGUAUAAUUUCUGUAAAGAGGGGAGGGAUGUUGUUGUUCAACGUAACAUAGACUCGCUGCCAUACACUUACUUCUCUUCCUUCGCGGCAACACUUUGGCUCCUCUCACCACCCUGUCAGCCGUACACACGUACAGGCCUUCAGAAAGGUUGCGCUGAUGAGAGAGCGAAGUCAUUUUUGCAUGUCAUGGAUGUUUUGGGGAAUAUGGAAAGAGAAAACAUGCCGGAAUUUUUGUUGGUGGAAAAUGUUCGCGGAUUUGAAACGUCAUCAACACGGGGGGCUUUAAUAUCCAGAUUGACGUCUCUAAAUUAUGCAUAUCAAGAGUUUCUAAUAUCUCCCAUACAACUAGGCAUUCCUAAUUCAAGGUUGAGAUAUUAUUUACUGGCAAAGAAACUUCCGCGCGCAUUCUCCCCCGCUCUUCCUGCUAUAGAUCAAGUCCACAACCAUAUUCCCAGAUAUAUACCUGAACGUUCUUCACACACAAAGCAGAUUAAAGACUAUUUGGAGAAAUUGGAUGCAUCCGAGGGAGAAAAGUACAGGAUCAAGGAGAAGACGUUGGUAAAGUAUGGACAGCUUUUUGCCGUUUACUUCUUCAUCAAAGAUGUUGUGAAGCCAUCAUCACAGCAAAGUUGCUGCUUUACUAAAGGCUAUUAUCACUAUGUGGAAGCGAGAGGAUCAAUCAUUCAAAUGAAUGAAGAUAUUGAUACAACCGCAUUCUUCUCAACAGAUACAACCACAAGCACAGUUGCUGCAGCUACUGUUGGCGCCGAUACGGUUGCCACAUCCGCGUCCACGGCUGCAUCCACUUAUGCCAUUCUCAACCUCCGCUACUUCACGCCGAGUGAAAUCUCUGCUAUUCUGGGCUUUCCUCGCGAUUUCUCAUUCCCUGAGCAUAUAAGCCUCAAGCAGCGAUAUAGGCUCUUGGGUAAUAGUAUUAGCGUCGAGGUUGUAAAACGAUUGAUUGCAUAUUUAUUGGAUGAAUGA
Messenger RNA from Paraglomus brasilianum, 1116 nucleotides. Lineage: Eukaryota; Fungi; Glomeromycota; Glomeromycetes; Paraglomerales; Paraglomeraceae. The record is from the annotation of a GenBank genome assembly.